Messenger RNA from Rhea pennata, 3180 nucleotides. It is a transcript of the gene SCART1, whose product is annotated as scavenger receptor family member expressed on T cells 1. Gene Ontology annotation, cellular component: plasma membrane. The coding region runs from base 1 to 3180 and encodes 1059 amino acids. Gene Ontology annotation, biological process: zymogen activation. The record is from RefSeq and is a predicted model, not a curated record. The transcript has 15 exons. Lineage: Eukaryota; Metazoa; Chordata; Aves; Rheiformes; Rheidae. Gene Ontology annotation, molecular function: serine-type endopeptidase activity.
AUGGCAACAAAGGGACAUCUUUUUAUAUCAGUGUUGAGGCUGCUUCUCUUCUUCAUUAAAAUCUCUCUGGGUGAUGAUGAAUUGAGGCUGACAAAUGGACCUGGUCCCUGUGCUGGGAGAGUGGAAGUAAAACAUAAGGAGCAGUGGGGGACGGUGUGUGAUGGUGACUGGAAGAUAGAAGAUGCUGAGGUUGUCUGUAAGCAACUAGGAUGUGGAUCUGCUCUUCAGGCUCUUAAUCAAGCUCCUUUCGGAGAAGGAGCUGGACCAACAUGGCUGUAUCGAGUUGAUUGCCGUGGUGAUGAAUCUGCUCUCUGGAACUGCCCACAUCCGGGAUGGGGUGUAUUUACUUGCCCUCAUUAUUUUGAUACUGGUGUGAUCUGCUCAGGUUUCUCUGGGCUGCGUCUGACUGGAGGAGACAGUGCCUGUUCAGGAUAUCUGGAAGUAAGGCAGGAAGAAAGCUGGGCUACGGUCUGUUAUUCACAUAUUGAUUUCAAAGCUGCUUCUGUUGUAUGUAAUGAGUUAGAGUGUGGGCAGGCUUUGGAUGUCUUGAGAGGACCUCACUUCACAGAAGGACGUAAACUGAUUUGGAAGGAAAAGUUCCAGUGUAUCGGGAAUGAGGCUCACCUUGCACACUGUCCCAGGAUGUUGCACCAUAGCAAGACAUGCUUCCACAAUGCCAGUAUUGUAUGUUCAGGCUACGGUGGGUAUAGGCUAGUAAAUGGCACUACCACGUGUUCAGGGAGAGUAGAACUUCUUCAUGGAGGCAUGUGGGGAAGCUUUUGUGACUACCUGUGGGAUUUUCCAGCUGCCAAUGCCCUCUGCCAGCAGCUGGACUGUGGAGUUGCUCUAUUGAUCCCAAGUGGACAGUCCUUUGGGAAAGAAAAUGGCUCUUUCUGGAAUGGCACAUUCGGCUGUGAAAAGAAUGGCUCACGCCUGAGAGACUGUCGUGUAAGUGUGCUGAGUCACACUGACUGCCCGGCUGGAAAAGAUGCUCGCGUGGUAUGUUCAGGGUGCCCUGGGGCCAGGUUGGUGAAUGGCACCUCAUGCUCUGGCAGAGUAGAGAUCCGCCAUGGAGACAAAUGGGGAAGACUCUGCAGCUUCCACUGGAAUUUGCAAGCUGCCAAUGUCCUCUGUAAUCAACUGAACUGUGGCUAUGCAAGGUCCAUUCAAACAGGACAGCAUUUUGUGGAUGGGGAUGGACCUGUAUGGAGAGAUGCUUUUCACUGCAAAGGAACUGAGUCCUGCCUGUGGGAUUGUGCUCACAUGACUUUGGGCAAUCCUUCCUGUUCAGCCAGAGAAGCAGCCACUGUUGUUUGCUCAGGUCUUGCUGAAUCACUCAGACUCUCAGGUGGAGAGAGCCGCUGUGAUGGACGAGUUGAGAUAUCCCUCCAUGGGAUGUGGGGCAGAAUCCUGGAUGAUGACUGGGACAUUAAGGAUGCUGAUGUGGUGUGCAGACAGCUCCAGUGUGGAACUGCUGAAAAAGCCUUUUACCCUUCAAGGUCUGAACGAGGAAAGGGUCUUGUUGGUUUAAGAAGUGUCCAGUGUGCUGGAAAUGAGACCCAGCUGAUGCUCUGCAAGACCUCCUAUUCUGAGACAGUGCCAGAAGGAGUUGCUGAGGAUGUUGGUGUAAUUUGCUCAGGAAGCAGGCAGAUCAGGUUGGUGAAUGGCACAAAGCGCUGCGCUGGGAGAGUGGAGAUUUAUCAUCAUGGCAUCUGGGGAACCAUCUGUGAUGAUGCCUGGGAUCUAUCAGAUGCCAAUGUUGUUUGCAAACAGCUGGGAUGUGGGCAUGCUAUCAAGGCUUUUGCAUCUGCUCAUUAUGGAAAAGGCUCAGGACAGAUCUGGCUGGAUGAUGUGAACUGCACUGGAGCUGAAUCUGAUCUCUGGGCAUGUUCCUCCAGGGAAUGGGGCCAGCACAACUGCCAACACAAAGAGGAUGCUGGAGUCCUCUGCUCAGAGUUCCAGGCUCUAAGGCUGGUGAAUGGCAGUGACUGUGCUGGGCGACUAGAAGUUUUCUACAAUGGGACGUGGGGGAGCAUUUGCUCCAAUCGGAUGUCUCAACUCACUGCAGUAACUGUAUGCAGACACCUGAAUUGUGGAGAUGGUGGAGAAAUCGCAAGAGACUUUCAAUAUGGCAAAGGUUCUGGGCCCACAUGGCUGGACCACAUUGAAUGCACUGAGCAACAUAGCUCUCUCUGGCAAUGUCAGUCAGACCCCUGGCAUCCUCAGUCAUGUGAUAAUCGAGCAGAAGAGACCCAUAUUUCUUGCACUGGAAGAAAAAAUGUAGUGACUCCAGCUGCAUUUGUUGAGUGUCCAAACUCUACAAGUUGUACAGACAAGGAGAAGUUACGUGUCACAGGAGGAGAGCACGGAUGCUCAGGCAGAGUGGAAAUUUGGCACCAGGGUUCUUGGGGAACAGUCUGUGACGACUCCUGGGACAUGGCAGAUGCUAACGUUGUAUGCAGACAGAUGGGUUGUGGAUCUGCUGUGUCCGCUCUGAGUGAAGCUACUUUUGGGAAAGGGACUGGUCCCAUCUGGUUGGAAAAGGUGCACUGCAAAGGGACAGAGGUGUCUCUUUGGGACUGUCCUGCCCAGCUCUUAUCUGACAAUGACUGUGAUCAUAAGGAAGAUGCUGCUGUGAAUUGUUCUGGUGUGACAGAAACAGCAACAGCACCCACUGAAGCAGAUCCUCCUCGUCGCCCUGCAACAGAGAAUGGGAGAGUCACAACACCUGUCAUCCUCUGCAUUAUCCUGGGAGCCCUUCUCUGCCUAGUCCUUGCCAUUCUCGGUGGACAGUUCCAAAGUGCAAGGGCACAGCAGAGAGGUGCACAAUCCUAUGACCCCUUCUCUGAGGCUGUCUAUGAAGAGAUCAAUUAUAGUUUGAUCAGGGAGAAGCAGCAGGUGACUGGCCUCUCAGAGAGUUCACCAACAAAACCACAAUCUUACAGUGGGGACAGCAAUGAAGAAAAUAGAUCUGGAGCAACACAAGAGGUCAUUUCACUGCCUGGAAAUACUCUGGAAGAUAAUUAUGAUGAUGCAACAGAAGCUCCUGGACCAAAAGAUGAUCCUCUUUCUCAGCAGAAUGAACAGAAAAUCAGUGUGGUCACUGAAGAAAGUGAAGAAAGCCGGGAUUCACAGACUGGUGAGGAUGAAAAAGUAAUGCUGCUAGUUUCUGUAAGCUAG